This is a messenger RNA of Plasmodium fragile, 831 nucleotides long. RefSeq lists its product as uncharacterized. NCBI's taxonomy places the organism in Eukaryota, Apicomplexa, Aconoidasida, Haemosporida, Plasmodiidae. The transcript has a single exon. Gene Ontology annotation, cellular component: cytoplasm; proteasome activator complex; nucleoplasm. Gene Ontology annotation, biological process: positive regulation of endopeptidase activity; regulation of G1/S transition of mitotic cell cycle; regulation of proteasomal protein catabolic process. The coding region runs from base 1 to 831 and encodes 276 amino acids. Gene Ontology annotation, molecular function: endopeptidase activator activity. The record is from RefSeq and is a predicted model, not a curated record.
AUGGAAAACAUCCUGAGCAAGGUGGACAAAAUCGAGCCGUUCGAUCCGAAGGUGAAGGAAGAAUACAACAAGUUCAAGUACGACGUAACAAAGCAAGCGAUUGAAUCCCUAAGAGAGAGAAUCCCGAAAAGGAUAAUCUACUUCAACACACUGGUCAAUGUAAAUGCAGAGCCAGGUUCUAUCUUAGACACGAGUGACCUAGAUACAGACUCAUACAAAUAUACCUCAAAUCAGACGGAGGAAAAUAUACGAAAAAAGCAUAAGACAAAUGAUCACGAUGUGAUUGAAAAAAAAAAAGAUUCAAUAGAAAUAAAUACAAAAAAUGAUAUUAACCAUGAACAAAAAAAAAUAGUAAUUGAUGAAAAUGUUAUAUACACUCAUUACGUUCCUUCGCACAAACAAAUAAGUGCAGAACUCGAAAAAAUAAAAGCAUAUUCUUCUGAGCUGAUCGAAAUAAUAGGUAAUAUAAAAUUAUGGAUUCAAUUGAAUGUACCCAGAAUUGAAGAUGGAAAUAAUUUUGGAGUUGGGAUUCAAGAGGAAGCUAUACAGGAGCUCGCUAGGGUUGAGGAGAGUGCUUUUAAUUUAUAUGAUGCCAUUGUCAAGUACUAUGUGGAUAGAGCAAAAUUAUCAACCAAGGUUAUUAAGUAUCCUAACGUGCAUGACUACCAGGAAGCUGUGCGGGAGCUAGACAAGAAGGAAUGGAUUCAUAUAAAAAUUACCAUCAUCGACAUGCGCAACAAUUAUAUUAUGCUUUACGAUUUGUUGUGUAAGAAUUGGGAGAAGGUCGUCAAACCCAAAAAUGAAGAUGCCCAUCAUAGGAUGACUUUCUAG